This is a messenger RNA of Aegilops tauschii subsp. strangulata, 3499 nucleotides long. RefSeq names its product gamma-tubulin complex component 2. Gene Ontology annotation, biological process: cytoplasmic microtubule organization; mitotic cell cycle; microtubule nucleation. Lineage: Eukaryota; Viridiplantae; Streptophyta; Magnoliopsida; Poales; Poaceae. Gene Ontology annotation, cellular component: spindle pole; gamma-tubulin complex; microtubule organizing center. The record is from RefSeq and is a predicted model, not a curated record. Gene Ontology annotation, molecular function: microtubule minus-end binding; gamma-tubulin binding.
GUUGAUUUCAAACAAACGGCCGGGAUCUGUCCUGACUCAACUCUUCUCCCACACUCGUCCCCGUCGCCAGUUGCCACCGCUCCCCGCCCACCUCGAAAUGGAUCCCGCGCCGGCGACCCCUCGCUGGAACCUGGAGCGCCCCUACCUCACCGGACGCUUCCACCAGGAGGCGAAGGUGUCCGCGGCGUCGCAGGCGCCCGGAUCCAAGCCUUUCUCUCUCGACUCAUUCAGCCGCGGAGCUGGCGGCGGCGCUGGGAGUGUCCUCGGAUCGUACGCUGUUUCUGUGCAGGAGCUUUUAGUUAUUGAUGAUUUGCUAUCAGCUCUGGUGGGUAUUGAGGGAAGAUACAUUUCAAUUAAGAGAGUACGCGGAAAGGAGGGAUAUGUUGUCUUCCAGAUUGAUUCUUCAAUGGACCUUGCACUCCAGGAGUUGACUCGCCGAAUUUUCCCCUUAUGUGAAGAUUUCGUGCUAGCAAGUCAGUUUGUGGAGUCCAGGUCACAUUUCAAAACUGGUUUGGUUAACCAUGCUCUAGCGGCAGCUCUAAGGGCAUUCCUCCUGGAUUAUCAGGCAAUGGUUGCUCAACUGGAGCAUCAAUUCCGUCUUGGAAGGCUCUCUGUUCAAGGAUUAUGGUUCUUUUGUCAGCGGAUGAUGAGUUCAUUGAAUGCACUGGCUGUUCUAAUAGAGAAGGCUAUGUCCAAUAAUACUAGUGGUUCGGCGACACUUAAUCUACUUCAUAGUCAGGCAAAGGCGAUGGCUGGCGAUAGUGCUGUUCGGUCAUUACUGGAGAAGAUGACCGAUUGUGCAAGUGCAGCAUACCUCAGGAUGUUGGAAAGAUGGGUGUAUGAGGGUGUCAUAGAUGACCCUUAUGGUGAAUUCUUCAUUGCUGAAAACAAAUCUCUGCAGAAGGAGAGUCUGACUCAAGAUUAUGAUGCCAAAUAUUGGCAGCAACGGUACAGCCUAAAAGAUGGCAUCCCUAGUUUUCUCAAUAAUGUCGCUGCCACCAUUCUGACAACAGGAAAGUAUCUUAAUGUUAUGAGAGAAUGUGGGCACAAUGUUCAGGUUUCCCUAUCAGAAAACUCUAAGCUGACGAGCUUUGGUUCAAACCACCAAUAUCUUGAGUGCAUCAAAUCUGCUUAUGAUUUUGCAAGUGGUGAGCUCUUGACUCUAAUGAAAGAUAAGUAUGAUCUCAUUGGGAAACUGCGAUCAUUGAAGCGCUAUCUACUUCUUGACCAAGGUGAUUUUUUGGUUCAUUUUAUGGAUAUUGCCCGAGAGGAGCUUACAAAGAAACCAGAAGAUAUAUCCGUUGAAAAACUUCAGUCUCUUGUUGACAUCGCGUUGCGAAGUACAGCAGCUGCUUCCGAUCCAAGUCAUGAAGAUUUGACUUGUUGCGUUGAAAGAAGUUCCCUGCUUAAAAAACUGACAAGCCUGAAAGACUUGGACUGUGCUUACUCUUCAGACAAGCUUGCUGCAGCUGAUGUUGAUCAGCCCAUGACAUUAAACAUAACUGGCUUGGAAACGUUCUGCCUUGGCUACAAGAUUCCAUGGCCACUAUCUCUUGUAAUUUCAAGGAAGGCUUUAACAAAGUAUCAAUUGAUCUUUCGUCUAUUGUUUCACUGCAAACAUGUUAGUCGCCAAUUGUGUCAAGCGUGGCAGAUCCAACAAGGGUUCCGGUCUGUCAAGAUUCUUGGAACACCAAUUCUACGGUCAUCGAUACUUUGUCGCAGCAUGCUCAAGUUUGUAAACAGCCUUCUACAUUAUCUAACUUUUGAGGUUCUUGAACCAAACUGGCAUUCAAUGCAUGGCCGCCUUCAAACUGCAAGGAGCAUCGAUGAGGUCAUCCAGAUACACGAUUUCUUCCUCCAGAAGUGUCUAAAAGAAUGCUUGCUGUUGUUGCCUGAGCUCCUCAUGAAAGUUGAGAAGCUGAAAGCGUUAUGUCUUCAAUACGCGACUUCCAUCCAGCUCUUGAUACCAUCCAUCGAGGUCGCUGCUGCUGAGAGCAAAUCGAAAUCCGGGUCGUCGAGAGCAAGAGCCAAGAGAUCACAGGACAGAGACGAGCAACUGAAACUAGCAUCCGAGAACGUCGUGAUGUCGCAGUCAAUCCUGAAAUUCGAGUCGGAGUUCAACGCGGAGCUCCAGAGCCUCGUUCCUACGCUGAGCAAGAGCUCGCAGGCCGAACCAUACCUGACCCAUCUCGCGCAGUGCAUUCUUGGCGUCGGAAUCGACCAGUUGUGUUCGUCAGGAACUGGGCUGUGUUGUUUGAGACGAGUCGCCGAUGUAGUAAGCCUGUAGCUUCAAGAGCCUGGCUACGAAUCAGAGUGGAAGCCUCAAUUAGGCCCUAAACGAUGUGGGCGCAAGUUGAGAUACACCGACCGUGUGCGGGCGAAAGAAGCGAAGCUGGCUUGCGACCUGACGUUUUCCCCGGACUUGUCAAAAUUUCGGACCUUCACUGCCCACCCACCCGCAGUUAGCUCGCUUCCCACUCACACACACUCCUUCACUGCCCAGUACCCACCCCACUGCCAUCACCCCCACCACCGGUACUACCAGCAGGUCCAGCGCCACCAUCGCCCUACCCCUACGCCCCCACAGCAACACGAGAAAACCACCGCAAGCACGCGCCCCGCUCCGCCCCGAGACGCGACGGUGGAAUCCGGCAGGCACGGGCACGAGCAGGCGUGCGGACACAUAGCCCGAGCGCGCGCGAUGGCAGUCGGAGGGCGGCGCGCGGCGGCGGCGGCGUGCGGGCGCUGGUGCCUGGUGAUCCUCGCCGUGGCCUCCGCGCUCGGCGUCUCCGGGCCCGCGCUCUACUGGCGCUACAAGAAGGGCUUCUCCUCCCCCGCCUCCGGCGCUGCCGCCGUCUCCGCACCCUCCUGCCCGCCCUGCACCUGCGACUGCCCGCCGCCGCUCUCCCUCCAGUCCAUCGCGCCAGGGCUCAUGAACUUCUCAAUUUCAGCUUGCGGCACAAAUGACCCUGAGCGUACCAAGGAGAUGGAGAAGCAGUUUGUUGAUCUCCUCAACGAGGAACUCAAGCUGCAGCAGGUUGUAGCUGAGGAGCACAUCCAUCACAUGAAUGCCACACUUGUCGAGGCAAAAAGGCAGGCUACCCUGUACCAGCGAGAGGCGGAGAAGUGUAACGCGGCCACAGAGACUUGUGAGGAAGCCAGGGAGAAGUCUGAGGGGGCAAUCUCAAAGGAGAGGAAACUGACAGCACUGUGGGAACGUCGAGCUCGCGAAUUGGGUUGGCAGGAUUCUCGAGCCGCGACCACCGCACGAUAGCUUGGCAAGCAGUUUGCUUCUGCAGGUAAAAGUAUUUGCAGCAGGCGACAUUUUACCACACCGAGCAAUGUUAGCUGUAUGGGUCCACGUGUAAUGUUUGCCAGUGUAUGACUAUGAGUUGUCCCAGUUGAAGUAUAGUUACUCUAGACACUGUAGAUUCCUUAUAAAUGUAACUAGUAUACAUUGUUUAAAUAUGCAAGCUUUAUAUUGAAGACAUUCAGUGUA